Messenger RNA from Naegleria fowleri, 2058 nucleotides. RefSeq lists its product as uncharacterized. Gene Ontology annotation, biological process: regulation of DNA-templated transcription. The coding region runs from base 1 to 2058 and encodes 685 amino acids. The record is from RefSeq and is a predicted model, not a curated record. Lineage: Eukaryota; Heterolobosea; Eutetramitea; Acrasida; Naegleriidae. Gene Ontology annotation, molecular function: zinc ion binding; DNA-binding transcription factor activity, RNA polymerase II-specific. The transcript is spliced from 2 exons.
AUGACCAAAGCAGACGUGAGACCAGAUUCGAAUUUGUCAGGACUGGAGCAUCCCACAACCUCGACCUCAAAGAAGGAAAAGAAGAGAAAACCCUAUGUCAAGAGAGCAUGCUUGAGUUGUCAUUCAGCACAUGUAGCUUGUGAUUCAGAAAGACCCUGUCGAAGAUGCAAGAAGAAGGGAAUUCCAUGUGUCGAUUACAUACCCUCAAAGAAAUCUAAAUCCAACAAGACUUCAACCUCUGAUGACGACGAGGCUGAACAGGUGCAAACACUACUAACGGACAACAACAGCCAAUCAGAACCUUCAAACAGCAACGUCGUAGGAGAUCAUCCAACAACAUUACAACAUGAUACAUCAUCGACAACAACAACAACCAACACCACUAUCCACAACACUACACAUAAUCCUUCUCAUCUCUCUUCAUCAUCACCCGAAAAGUCACCCAACAGAAAAAGGAAAAAGAAGGAAAGUUGUGGUGGUGUUCUGCGAGUGGAGACACCCUCUUCCAACCAUUUUCUCAUAUCAUCAUCAGAUCAAGAGGACGAACCUCAAACAUCUUCUUGCAUUUCUAAUCAAUCAUCUUCCAACAAGUACGAUAGCACUCUUACAGCUUCCAAAUCAAGUUUGGUUCAACAUGCCUUGUCCUUAUCGGAAAAGCAAAAUCAAAAGAAAGAAGUGAAAACACUCCCUCUCGUGGUGGAAAAACCAAAAUCCUCAAACACCUUAAUUAUUGAGGAUGAUAUUGAGAAUCCAUUAAUGGCAACAUCUCCAGUCAGUGCUGUGGAUGUUUUAUCAAUGAUUGAUGGAUUUGCAACCUCCCCGACCACCACCAGCACUGCUGCCACAAUACCUAUUACGAUCUCUCAAAAUUCUGUGAAUACAACAACCACUCUCCUCAAUAAUACAGGAGGAGUCUCCACCACCACCACCACCACCACUACAGACACGAACACCACAACCAACAAUUCUGUGAAUACAACCACCACGAGUGGCAACAUCAGUGAAACAACGACCAAACCAACAAGUGUGAUUUAUCCAUACUUUUACAAUCCGUGGUGGUAUAUGGCUCAACUUCAACAAAAUCAAACUUCAGGUGGAACAACUAAUGCUCAACAACAGCCUCAACAACAACAACUCAUGGGCAUUCCACCAUAUCCUGUAAUUUUUGCUCCAAUUCCUGCCACUCAACUCGGUCAACAACCAUUUGUUUAUAAUCCCAAUUCUUCUUCCUCCUCACUUCCAACCACAAGUCAAUUAACACCUACUUCACCCAUGCAAACAGACUCUGCUCCUUCUCCUUCCACAGCAUUUCCAAUGUUUGCCGCAGAUCCCUAUCAUUUAUAUGGUGCAUCAUUUGCAUUUGUUCCAAAGCCAAUUACCAUGUUAGAAAAUACUGAUGACGGUUUUAUCGACCUUCAAGUCCCAAGUGCUUCACAACCUCUUUCUAGUGCAUCCAAGUUUGAAGACUUGGAUGUGAAUAGCGAUGGAAUUGUUGAAGAGUCAGUAGCAGGUAUUUUGCCGCAAUCUGAAGACACAAACAAACAUGUGACAGCUAUUAAUGACACGCAUGCAACAACCACCGACAACUUGGCAAUUUUUGACGACAUUGAUUACUUUGAGAGCGAUACGAGCAGAAAUAACGGCAGCAAUUCAGAUCUUUCUGUUUUCACAUGGCAAGACAGUCCCUCUCUUGAGAAGAAGAAGCUAACAAGACCUGCCAGUAACAGAGCAAUUUCGUCUGAUGAUGAGAUUAUUGAUUUAAUCACAUCAGAAGCAUCUUUACUGCACGAAAGAGCAAAGGAGCAGCAGAAUUCGAAUCGCCAAAACGGAAAUGUUGCCAGCAACAGCAUUUCAUCCUCGAGUUCAGACAACCAAUCAUCCUUAACAACACCAGAGGAGAUUAAUUUUGUCAUCAGUCAAGCACCAGAUAAUAUGUUAAUGAAACAAAAGUUGGGAGACAUUAUCAAACAGAUUUGGCAAACACAAGAAAAUCAAAGCAAGGAGAUUAAUGAGUUGAAGCAACUUGUUAGCGAAUUGAAGAGAAUGAUUAUUUCGUAA